Messenger RNA from Cetraspora pellucida, 120 nucleotides. The record is from the annotation of a GenBank genome assembly. NCBI's taxonomy places the organism in Eukaryota, Fungi, Glomeromycota, Glomeromycetes, Diversisporales, Gigasporaceae.
AUGUAUAGAAGAGAUUUUAAUAUCAUAAUAUUUAAUAAUAAAUUUUUCAUUUUUAAAAAAAUUUUGCAUGCUAAGAUAUGUGAAUUAAUAGUAGGUGAAAUGAAUUUUUCUAAAGCUUGA